Gossypium raimondii (Peruvian cotton) is the source of this 2103-nucleotide messenger RNA. Its product is annotated as putative clathrin assembly protein At5g35200. The record is from RefSeq and is a predicted model, not a curated record. NCBI's taxonomy places the organism in Eukaryota, Viridiplantae, Streptophyta, Magnoliopsida, Malvales, Malvaceae. The transcript is spliced from 16 exons. Gene Ontology annotation, molecular function: clathrin heavy chain binding; phosphatidylinositol-4,5-bisphosphate binding; SNARE binding. Bases 190 to 1833 code for a protein of 547 amino acids. Gene Ontology annotation, biological process: clathrin coat assembly; vesicle budding from membrane; clathrin-dependent endocytosis. Gene Ontology annotation, cellular component: clathrin-coated vesicle; clathrin-coated pit.
AAUUCCAAAAUUUAAAAAGAAAAUUAAAAAGAAUAAAAAAAUAGCGACGCCGACGACCCAACCAAAUACAGCAGAAACUCAGCUCAUUAUUUGUUCGACUUUUCUUUGCUGUCUCUAGAAGACCAAAAUUCCACCCACUAAUUUUUCUCUGUUUCAGCAUCUGAAUUUUUUGAUUGAGAGGAAGAUAGAAUGUCUGGCGGAGGCACACAAAAUAGCUUGAGGAAAGCACUCGGAGCCAUCAAAGAUACCACCACCGUUUCAUUGGCUAAAGUCAAUAGUGAUUAUAAGGAAUUGGAUAUUGCUAUAGUAAAGGCCACCAAUCAUUAUGAACGCCCAGCAAGGGAGAAAAACAUUAGAGCAAUUUUCGCCGCCAUUUCAGCUACUAGGCCUCGGGCUGAUGUUGCCUACUGCAUCCAUGCUCUUGCAAGGCGGUUAUCAAGGACACAUAAUUGGGCGGUUGCAUUGAAAACUCUAAUAGUCAUUCAUCGUGCUCUGAGGGAGGUGGAUCCCACAUUUCAUGAAGAACUCAUUAAUUACGGCAGAAGUAGAAACCAUAUGCUUAACAUGUCUCAUUUCAAGGAUGAUUCCAGCCCAAACGCCUGGGAUUACUCUGCCUGGGUUCGCACUUAUGCCUUAUUCUUGGAGGAGAGGCUGGAAUGUUUCCGUGUCUUGAAGUAUGAUAUUGAGAUGGACCGCCCUAGAACCAAAGAUUUAGACACUGCUGAGUUGCUUGAACAGCUGCCAGCUUUGCAACAACUUCUUUUUCGUGUUCUUGGCUGUCUGCCACAAGGUGCAGCUGUUCAUAAUUUUGUUAUCCGGUUUGCACUUUCAAUGGUUGCUUCCGAAAGUAUCAAAAUUUAUCAAGCUAUAAGUGAUGGUACAGUCAAUCUUGUAGACAAGUUCUUUGAGAUGCAACGUCCUGAUGCUUUGAAGGCUUUGGACAUAUACCGGAGAUCUGGGCAACAGGCAGAGAGGCUUUCAGAAUUUUACGAAGUAUGUAAAAGUCUGGAUGUAGGGCGUGGAGAAAGGUUUAUUAAGAUAGAGCAGCCUCCUGCAUCGUUUCUACAAGCCAUGGAAGAGUAUGUAAGAGAAGCUCCACGGUCUUCAGCAGUUCGCAAAGAUCAGGCUGACAAACCCAAGGAAGUGUUGGCCAUUGAGUACAAGAAAACCCCAGAGGAGCAGGAGAAACGUUCACCAUCACCUCCUCCUCCUGAACCAGAAAAAGUGGAGAAAGUGGAAGAGCCUAUUGUUGAACCUCCUGAUUUGUUGGGUUUAAAUGAUCCUGUCCCAGUUGCUUCAGAAUUAGACGAGAAGAAUGCCUUGGCAUUGGCUAUUGUUCCUGUUGCCGAGCAAACAACUGCUGCUGCCGCUCCUAUUCCAGCAAAUGGUACUACAGGCUGGGAAUUAGCACUUGUCACUGCUCCAAGCUCAAAUGAAAACGCCACUGCCGCUAGCAAACUGGCUGGAGGACUCGAUAAGCUUACCCUGGACAGCCUAUACGACGAUGCGAUCAGAAGAAGCAACCAGAACGUUAGCUAUAAUCCAUGGGAACCAGCUCCCAUGUCUGGUGCUAUGAUGCAACAACCAAUGCAUGACCCCUUUUAUGCCUCCAACAUGGUUGCUGCUCCACAUUCAGUCCAGAUAGCAGCAAUGGCCAAUCAGCAGCAGGCUUUUAUGUUCCAGCAGCAGCAACAGCAGCAGCAGAUGAUGAUGGCGGCCGCCCCACAACAGCAGCCUUCAAAUCCAUUCGGCAAUUACGGAGCCCCUGUACACCCUUACAGCUCAGGUAUGCCGGUUCAAACAUACAAUCCAUAUACAGGUGGCCUUAUGUAGAUGCGUUGCACGAAGAACACGUUUUAUAUCUUGAAGCAAAGGAAAAAAGAAACUGUGAAACUUUGUCAGUUGUGAAUUUUGAGCUUGGGAAAUGCUUGAAGAAAAGGAAAUUGUGUACCAUAUGUUGUGAAUGUGUUGUAGUUAGCUAGAUUAAGAUUCUUUGUUAAAUAAUUAGUGAGAGAGAGAGGGAGAGAGCAUUUUGUUAUUGAUUGUUUUCAUUGAUCAAGGUUGGUAAUAAUGCUAAUAGACUUGGUAACUUUUUUAUCAUUA